GGGCGAUGGGGGAGAAGGGUAGGAGCCCAGCACAGAUUGUGGGGAGCUCUAGGAAGCCAGAGGCCAGAGUUGGAGGCCUGGAAUGCAACAGGUGGCCAGGGGGCUGGCGGGGGGCCUCUAGAGAGAUGCUGAGGGGGUCCCUCUGCCUGCCUGUGGGAGUUGUACUUGGGGGAACCUAGAUCAGAGUUCAGACGGGAGAAGCCAGGGACCUGAGCUGGGGCAGUGCUGCAGGGCUGGAGCAGGGAGACUUGGGCCGAGGCCAGUCGGCCAGGGUCAGCUAGUGGGUGUGGAUGGAGAGGAGAGGCCUUGGGGGUGAUUUCUGGGUGAAUAAUGUGGUGAGGUCAUUACCUGAGCUGGAGACGCAGGGCAGGUGUAGGGACUGUUGGAUGUGUAGACUGUCAGGUUUUCCAGGGGACGAGCCUGGCUGGAUGUGGAGGUUGGGCUGGUUGAAGCCCUGGGCGGCAUGAGAUGGACAGGACUCUACCGGGGAACCAAGGCAGGGGGACCACCACAAGUGCGAGGGGAGCAGGCGUGGCCAGGGGCUGGGUGGUGAGAGCGAGGGGCCCCGGGCAUGGCCAGCCAGGGCGGUGUGGUGUUCAGCCUGCCGUCAGCCCGGCAGCCGCCUGAGUCACCUCUGGACGUAGCCAGGAUGACACAGCUUCCUCAAACUGCAAAGGUGACCAGAUGUCCUCCAAGCCCGGCAGUCAUAUCUUGCCGGAGGGCAGCCAGCCAGGGGCAGCCUGCAAGCUGGGUGUAGGCCGCGUGGUGGGGUGCACAGUGAGGCCCUGUGGGACGGUGUCUAGAGUGAGCGGGGUGGUAGGAGCCCUCCUGGCUCUGGGAGCUGUCUGCAGUCGGGUGACAUGUGCUUGUUUGACAGGUGCCUGCUGUGUCGGCUCUACCAUGUGUGUGGCCAGCAGCUGGGAGGGGCACUCAGUUUUGGGUCAUUUGUGAAAAGGGCCCCCCAAGCCUCCUAGAGGUGCCACAUCAUGGUGGUGAGGGUCAGUCGCUGCGCUGCGGCCUGGAAUCGGGGCCUGCUCCCCUCGGAUGGAACCCCUUCCCUCCUCCUUGGUCUCCCUACUGCCCCUUCUGGACCUGCCAUCCUCAGAGACCUGGGAGAAGGGAACGGAAGGGGCACUCCGUCUUUAUCUGGUCGGCUGGGAGGGUGAUGGGCGGACUCCAGGACUGGCCACCGCCGGGCCUCCACCCUGAGCAGGAACAGUGUUCUGAGAGCCCACCUGUGCUGAGCCCUGGGUUCUGCUUCCUGCCCACAUGAGGCUCAGCGUCUAGGCUGGGUGGCUGCUUGUUUAAUCUCGGUAAGAACUGGAGCCCUUUGAAACCAUAAACCUUUUCUGCUGGAUUAUCUAAACCUAGGGCUGUCUGGAUGGGGUCAUGCUCCCAUCAGCCACCUAGCUUUAUUGAUGGAGAAAACGUCCCCCUGGGGUCCCGAAGCUGGGUCCAGCCCAGCAAGGGCUGGGGGACACCAGGGAUGGCCAGAGCUGCAUGCCACUCCAGACGAGCCGAGUCAACGCAGUGGGCGAGCGGUUGACGUUUGCUGGGAGUUAUAAAGUGAAAAGUGACCCAGAAGGGGUCUGAGACCCUGGCCUCCAGCUCACCUGCCUCCUGGAAGGGUAGUCCCGGAUUGUGGAACUUGGGCUCCCUGGCCUGCCCUCCAGGAUGCCCCGGGAUGGAAUUCCUGCUCUGUUCUUACGGGGCCCAGAGGGGAGGGAGACCCGGCUCCCUAAUUUAUUCCAAACUGUGCAGCCACCGGAGUUGACUCCAUCUGGGCUGCUGGUGCGUUUCCUUUUCUUUUAGAGGAAGCGGUCUUUCCUGUUAACCUUGCUUAGAUGUACAUCAGAAUGAAGUUUCAGGCUUUGGGUUGAAAACCAACCUCUUCAGAUAGAGGAGAAAUUGUCUAAAAGGUAUUCCAAGUGAUAAGUGCUGACUGCAGACUUUCUGGAUCAACUUCGUCAGGGCCUUGGGAGGUGGGCUGUUACUCUCAGGUGUGUGAGUCGCCCACACAGCGGCGGUGCUGACCCGCCUUCCUGGGACCCCGGCCUGGUACUGGGAUGGAUGCAGGCUCCCUGCGAGGCGUGAGUUUCGUUCCUUGAUGGACGUGGGACAGUGCCUGGAGCACCCUCACAGGACGCUGCCGGAAGGGCAUUUUUUGGUGCUGACCAGUUGCUGAUGCUGUAAUGCUGGCAGUAGGCCACGGUGGAAGGGGCAGUGGACUUCACGGCGCGUUCUCGCAGCCCACAGCGUGCCGGCGUGGCCCGGCCCCUCACGACCACAGUCUCUAACCCCACCUGUGUGCUCUGAGGGCUGCUGAGGUCGCCGAGGUUCAGCGGUUUACAAAUACGUGUUUAGGGCUGUUGUAUUAAAACCAGCUGUAUUGCAAACUGUUGUCUCGCAGAACUCCGAGCUUUCCCAAAGCAGGCUGUUGUUGUUCUAACACUUGAGGUGACUUCCUGUGGACACUGUGUGUAGUUUGGGUAGAGAGGUAAGUAACGGCGCCUUCUUGUCCACGUGCUGAGCUCGGGAAGAGGCAGGAAGCAGUCGCGGGGGGCAAGCCCUGGCCCUGCAGUGACUGGGGGUCGUCAGGGCUGGGGCGGGAGCACGGCCGAGUCUGCCAGCAGUUUGUAGAGACCCGUGGAGCGGGUCCCUGAAAGUGGGCAGACGCCGACGGGUGAUGUUCCUGAAGCAGUGGGGGGCGUACGAGCAUGGAGCCAGGGAUGGUGUCUGCUCCUGCCAGGGGCUCCCCGUCUCCCCUUGGCCUCUGCUGCUUCAGUGGGGUCCUGGUGCAGGCCCAGAAGCCCUGGGGGGCUGAGAGUAGAGCCCCAAGUCAGGGUCUCUCCCGGCAUCACCACUUGGCCCAGCUGAGGCCUUUGGAAGCUGGACAGGACCCUGGGGCCCCUUGGUUCUGACCCCUCAGUCUUUCAGAAGGAGAUUAAGACUCAGAGAGAAGAGGGUUUACUUAGUGAUCCCCCAGCUUGAUCUGGAGAUGAUGGCAAGCAGCACCCCUACUUACACAUGUUCGUUUUCAGGCCUCAGUUUCUCUCCUUAAACUGAAGGUCUGAUGACUAAAGGCGGCCUGAGGUCAGACCCCACCAUGAUGACCUCAGUACAGAGAGGGGAGCUCCUCACUUGGACCCAAGUGGGAGGGAACCCUGGGCCCCUCUGAAGUCUCUGCCCAGGCUCCUCACCUGGGGUACUGGGCCCCCAGAAGCCAAGGGAGGUGGGUGAGGUGGGUGUGGCAGGGAGACACCCUCCGGGGCCUGUGUGGAGGAGAGGGGGCCAAGCCCAUGAGUGCCGAGGCCCAGGCCUGUAAGCACCCUGGUGACCUCGCAUCCCGCCAUGGGGUAACCCUGGCAGGUCUGCAGAGGAGGUGUCGCUGCCCUGAACUCUGCCCCAAGGCCCCCUGUCCUGGCUGAGCUGGUUCUAGGCACCGCUGCCUGUCGGGUCGGGGUCUGCGUGAGGCCCCCUCUUCGCUGGGGCCUUCCUUUCCCUCCAGCAGCCCCGCAGGCCAGCUGGCAGAGCGAGCGGGUCCCCGGGUGGGCGGGGCCUCAGGUCUGUGGGAAUGUGAGCUCUCGCUCUGUAAACAGCUGGUGACUCACCGCACAGCUAUGCCUGGCGGCUCCAGGCCCUCGUGCGCUGACGUGCUCACGACCGACCGGGUUGCGAGUUGGAAUGGUACCCGCCACCCCUCCUUGCUGGACAUGGAAAAGUUUCUCAUGGCUCCCGCCAGCCUCCUGCUGCCUUCCCCAGGGGGGCUUUGACCCCAGCACAGAAGGGAGGGGAGGGCCCAGGGCACUCAUUGGGUCCCCCCAGAUGCCAGGGAUCCAAGCGCUUUUGGGAAGCAGCUCUCACCUCCCUGCUAGGAUCGCCCCAAACUGUUGCCUGUCCGUCUCGGGCACGUGUGUAACCACGUGAGGGUGCAGAGCAGCUCUACCGGCCUGGCCCUGCAGCAGUCCUGCCCCCCCAUUGCCCAUCCUUAGUGUCCAGCACUGGCCAUGGUGCGAGGGGCGACCGGGGGUUUGCGGGCUUGGGUGCUGAGCCCCUCUGGCGGUGAGGGGCCAGCAGGCCCACAGGCGUCGGAGGCAGGGCCAGUGGGCAGAGGGUCCGGGAGGUACUACAGCGAGGGUCCUGGGGCUGCGGGCGCGGGAAGGCGAGGCAGAGACCACCCACCGGCCUGAGUCUUGCUCUCCCUAAGAUGGAGGCUUUGAUGCGGCACUGUGUCUGGGGCCCAAGGACCCUCCUUGGGUGCGUUUCUCUGUUCCUAUUGCUUUGUUCACCUUGUCUGAUAUUUGGAACAUCGGAGACAGACCCUGAUCCUGUAAGCUGACGACGCAGUGUGCGCGUGAGUCUGGUACCUGUGCCCCCUGCUCCCCAGCUGCUGGGGCACGAGAGGUUUGUUUACUGUCCCACAACCUUGUGAUGUCUGCACUCUCGGCCCAAAGCCAUUGUUGCUGUGGGCUUCUCUGUUUCCAUGACGACCACUGGAGGUUGGCUCCGUCCCAAGGUCGCCAUGGCAACUAUCAGAGGGGAAUCAUGCUUGGGAUGCUUUGGCUGGCUUUUUCAUGAAUGAUUAGAAUGUGUGACACAAUGCAGACACACGAGAAUGAGAAGGGCGGGCGGAGGGGCUGGCGGGGCUGGCGGGCGGCCGGGACAGCUCCCGCCAGACAGUCGGAGAGCUCGGGCGGCGGCAGCUCUCCACCUCCCUGUCCCGGUCCCCCUGGUCGGUCCCAGGCUGGCGUAGGGAGCCCCCGCCCACCCUUUGGGUCUCAGGUCAUGGCUGUGGGGCAUCCCAGGUGGAGGCGGUGAUGUCACAGCUGCAGUGCCCUUGGCAGAGUUACAGUUUCCAAGCAGUUUUGUCCGGGUGACUGUGCCCAGGUUAUGACGACUAAUCCCAAACCGAACAAGGCAUUAAAGGUCAAGAAGGAGGCGGGCGAGAACGCCCCGGUGCUCAGCGACGAUGAGCUGGUGUCCAUGUCGGUGCGGGAGCUGAACCAGCACCUGCGGGGCCUCACCAAGGAGGAGGUGGUGCGCCUGAAGCAGCGCCGGCGCACGCUCAAGAACCGCGGCUACGCCGCCAGCUGCCGCAUCAAGCGCGUGACGCAGAAGGAAGAGCUGGAGCGCCAGCGGGUGGAGCUGCAGCAGGAGGUGGAGAAGCUGGCGUCCGAGAACGCCAGCAUGAAGCUGGAGCUGGACGCGCUGCGCGCCAAGUACGAGGCCCUGCAGACCUUCGCGCGCACGGUGGCCCGCGGGCCCGUCACGCCCACCAAGGUGGCCACCACCAGCGUCAUCACCAUCGUCAAGUCCCCCUCCGUGCCCUUCUCGGCUGCCUCCUAGUGCUGGUGUCGGGGUGCCGGGCGGACCUCGUGCUCAUCGGAGGGUCCCAUGGGGACAGACCCCUUAACACCCGAGUCGGAGCACAGAGCCCGGUGGGGCCGCGGCUGUGGAUGCCGGAUGAACCGCAGGGCCUUGUGAGCCCGUGUGCCGCUCGCCUCCCCACGCACACGCACACACACAUGCACCGCCUUCCUCUGGGCCCUGCCAGCUCUCCAGACCGUCUGCUUUCAGGCCUCUUGAGUCUUGCCCCAGGGGAGUGGGCAUGUGUGGAGGGAAGGCCCUCGGAAGGGUCUUGGCCUUGGGGCCCAGUGGCAGGGGCUGCGUCUUCCACCCCCCCCUUAAGCAGCCUGUCAUCACACAUCAGCGCGUCUGUCCCCUGCCGUGGCCCGCCAGCCAGCACAGGAGCCCCGUCACUGCCAUGACUGAGCUCUGGGGCCCAGGAGGAGCCGUUUGUUCCCGGUGUCAGAAUACACCGUGACCCUGCUUCGGCGUUAGCCAGUGGCGCACCCCAGGAAGCCGACGGAGGAGGGCUGCCGGAGUCCGCCACGCCAGUCACCACAGCACUGGGGGCCUUGGAGAAGCACUUCUUCCCUGUGGGGCCUGUGAGAGUCGAGUGAGUGUCGGGGUGAGCGAAGGAAGUCCCCAGUGUGGAGCAAUAGUGGGCGCCCUGCUGUGGCCCACAGAGCCCUGGGAAGGUGGGGCUGGGAGGGGCAGGGGCGCAGGUUCCGGGUGGGAUAGGCGUGAAGUCGGCGGUGGAGCUGGGUGGCGCACGGUUCCUGCUGCUGGAGGAGACACGAGAGCAGGGUGCCGGGUGGGGGUCGAGGAUGACGAGGGCACUGGGCCGGAAGGGCGUGCGGACCAGCAGCUGGAUGGUCUGGCAGCACAGAGGACAGGGGCUCUGUAACCUUGGUGCUUCAUCAUCGCCUGGGGCCUUCACCUGCCCUUUUGGGCACUUGGAGCCAUGAUACCCUUGGUAACCUUUGCUGGGUUUUCUUCCCGGAGAGCUGCUGCAGGGGUCCCCCUGUGCCAUUCUGAGAAGGUGCUGGGGGGGCCUCAAGCCCCAGCCCCACCACUGGCCUGAGGCUGCUGGGCUCCAGCCCCCACCCAGUGAGACCCCCAGCAAGCUGCAAAGGAAGGGGCAGAAGAGCGGCCCCAGGGCUUCCUCCGUCCUGCUUCUGCGUCUGUUGUCAGCAGCGGACAGAAGGUGCUGGGCCUCGGGGAAGGCAGUGGUCUGGGCCGCGCUGGGUCCUUACAGAGCAAAGUCCCGCUGUGUAGAGGAAGCUGUCGGUGCCAUAGCCGUGGUACGUAAUCCACAUUGGAUAUCAAUAAGGGCCGUGGGAGAUAUUUAAGAGAGAGAAGUAUAUAUAUAUAUAUAUAUAUAUAUAUAUAUAUAAAAGUAUAUACACGUUUUAUCGUACAGAUUUUUUGUACCUUUUUCCUGUUUGAUACUGUAAAUCUAGAGCAGAGCUGCAGUUUGGGUGGGAGUGGGAGUCAUCACCCUGUCCCAUGUCCCAUGUCCGCUGGCUGGCAGCUCCCUCGAGGGAGGCUGGGCGCCCCCCCUGCUCCUGUCUUCCGCCGGCUCUUCCUUACAGGGUCCCGCCGACGGCGCUAGGCUCCCGGGGCCCUGGCCAGGUGCCCUGCUUGGCGGCUGCCCUGGCUCCCCAGAGCGCCCUGUCCCGAGAGUCCUGGGCGGGCAUGCGCUGGCUGUGGGCCCCUCUGCCCCUAGACUGAGGGGACGCCUAUCGCCCGGGGCUUUGGGCCAGGCAUCCCCCUUCCCGGGGACCAGGGGCCACAGAAGGAAGACGGGCACAGUCCCUCAUGUGUUUCCUCUUUUCCUUUCAGAUCAUUGGAAUUUCAUUGUCACAAUUUAAUAUAUGGAUUUUUUUAUUUAAGAGUAAAGGCAAGGGCCUCUGUUGUGUGGGUUUGUUUUUGUCUCCUGUGCUUCAGAUCGCGAGUCCUUCCCCGAGAAGGCAGGCCGUCGCCUCUCCCCGGCGAUAGGGCCUCCGUUUGUAAGCUCAGCACCCGUCUCCCUUGCCUCUAGCCGCUCAGCUGUUUCAUUUCAAUAUUUAUUUUUGUGCUGCUUUUAUCAUGAUAUAAAUUAUUGAGAAGAGACCCUAUGUGGUGGCCCUUGUUCGUAGGGCACAUGCCCUGCACCCGCCCCGUCCCACGGCUACCACCUAAUUUAUUGCUGUACAUCUCUGCUGUGAUGCUUUUGUACCUUUGCAAUAAAGAGUUUUCUGGUUUCAGAUCCA
Hipposideros armiger (great roundleaf bat) is the source of this 7598-nucleotide messenger RNA. It is a transcript of the gene MAFK, whose product is annotated as MAF bZIP transcription factor K. Bases 4891 to 5346 code for a protein of 151 amino acids. Lineage: Eukaryota; Metazoa; Chordata; Mammalia; Chiroptera; Hipposideridae. Gene Ontology annotation, molecular function: DNA-binding transcription factor activity, RNA polymerase II-specific; RNA polymerase II cis-regulatory region sequence-specific DNA binding. The transcript is spliced from 3 exons. Gene Ontology annotation, biological process: regulation of transcription by RNA polymerase II. Gene Ontology annotation, cellular component: nucleus. The record is from RefSeq and is a predicted model, not a curated record.